AUGGUGCAGGCGGCCCCGUACCAGGUGUCCCUGGACGCGGAUCACGCGCGGCAGCUGGCCGUCACCGGGGCGGCGCUGUUGCUGCUCGAUGUUCCCCAGGGCACGCUGCUGGGUGUCGACCAGCAGGUGUUUGUGGUGGGCCCACGCUUCAAGGGCCUCAAGAUGCUGCCCCCAGGGGUGCACUUCCUGUCCUACCAGGCAGCGGGGCGCGACGGCCGUGUCUCCCCUGCCGUCAGCACAUUUCUGGCACUGAAGCCGCGUGACGUGGUCGUGCGGCGCUGGGAUGCAGCUCAGGAGGGUCUGGUGGCCCUCGCUGACGAGGAUGAGGUUUCAAGAUUUGCUGAGGGCGUGCGGCGUUUCGAUUUUGACAGCAGUUUGGCUCCCUACGACUUGGCAGGCUGCUCUCAAUGGCAUGGCCUGGCAUGCUUCAUUGACGAGCCGCUGCUGCACAGGCUCACGCCGGUGGGUGGUGAGAUCAGCGUGAUGGCCGAGGCGCUGGACCCGGACCUCAUGCAGCCACGCACCGAGGCGGAACGGCGGCUGGUGGCGCAGCUGCAGCGGUGGGGCCGCUGCUUCUACACGCGAUUGCCGCGCCUCGUCAAGACCCCGGGAGCCAGUGGGGCUGAGCUGACAGCGCUCAACCUGGACAAGACUGCGGCGCUCGAGGAGGCGGCUUCUCAGACGGGAGAUCCGAGCGGCAAGGCGCUGCUGGGGGAGCUGCAGUUUGCCUACAUCACUUUCCUAUUUGGCCGGUCCCUGGAGGGCUUCCUGCAAUGGAAGGCGCUUGUGGGGCUGUUUUUGGAUUGCCAACGUGGUCCCCUGCUCAGCCACACGGGCCUGUUUGUGGCCUUCUUGGCCACAGUGCAGCAGCAGCUGUCGGCUGGCCUUGGAUUGCAGCAGAAGCCGCAGCGGCGGCAGCAGCGGCGGCGAGGUGGUAUUGGGGAGGGCGAGGGUAGUAGCAGCGACGACACCGAGGACGAGGGCGACAGAGGUGCUAGCAGCGAGGGUGGCGGAGCGCUAGGGCUGCCGCUGGUGGAGGAGCUGCUGCCUGACAGCUUCCUGCGGCGCCGGUUUGGAGCCUUUCUUGAGGCUCUGCAUGAGGAGGGGACAGGGUCGCCGCCCGCACUGACGCAGCAGGCUGCGCAGCUGGAGACGCUGCUGCGUGAGCGGCUGGGCUGGGACUUCCGUGUGCGACAGCUGCCGAGCGGUGGCUGCGGCUGCUGUGGCGAUGAGGAGGGUGAUGACGAGGACCGGCCGGUGGUGGUGGAGCUGUCGCAGGAGGAGAGGCGGCUAGCAGGGCUGGAGAUGUAA
Molecule: messenger RNA, 1311 nt
Organism: Monoraphidium neglectum
Lineage: Eukaryota; Viridiplantae; Chlorophyta; Chlorophyceae; Sphaeropleales; Selenastraceae
Exons: 7
Coding region: 1-1311 (436 amino acids)
Biological process (GO): spliceosomal tri-snRNP complex assembly
Source: RefSeq, a predicted model, not a curated record